Molecule: messenger RNA, 970 nt
Organism: Amaranthus tricolor (Joseph's coat)
Lineage: Eukaryota; Viridiplantae; Streptophyta; Magnoliopsida; Caryophyllales; Amaranthaceae
Product: chloride conductance regulatory protein ICln
Exons: 7
Coding region: 84-785 (233 amino acids)
Biological process (GO): chloride transport; spliceosomal snRNP assembly; cell volume homeostasis
Cellular component (GO): plasma membrane; spliceosomal complex; pICln-Sm protein complex
Source: RefSeq, a predicted model, not a curated record
AAUAAGAGAGAAACCGCCAUAGCAGCUAAACCCUAGUUAAAUCAUUCCCCCCUCUUGAAAUUCAGUUGCUUCAAACCCUAAAAAUGGUGGCUGCUGGUCUUAGAAUCUUCACAGAAAGAACUAAUGACACCGAAAAUCAACCAAUUCUUGACACCGAAAAUGGCGAAAUCCUUAUGCAUACUCAACCUUUCGUCUCCAUUGUUCUUGGAAACCGUUCGCCUGAAUCACCUGGCACUCUCUACAUUACCUCAAAGAAAGUAAUAUGGUUGAGUGAUGUCGAUAGAAGUAAAGGUUAUGCUGUCGAUUUUGUCUCUAUUUCACUUCAUGCUGUUUCUAGAGAUCUUGAAGCUUAUUCUUCUCCCUGUAUUUAUACUCAGAUUGAAACCGAAGAUGAUGAAGAUGAUGAAGAUGAAGAGCAACAACAAACAGUUGAUUUGUCGUCUGUAAUUUCAAAGAUCAAAGAAGUGAGGCUUGUUCCAUCUGAUCCUAGUGAAUUGGAGACUUUGUUUGAGGUGUUCUGUGAAUGUGCAGAGUUGAAUCCUGAACCAAUGCUAGAUGAAGAUGAAGAGGAGCACAAUUGGAUUUUUAGUGCUGACCAGUUGACUGCUGAGGCUUUAGAGGAUGAUGCUUCUAACUGGAGUGGGAGUCACAUUAAUUUCAUUGGUCAUUCAAAUGGUGAACAUGACUUGGCACAUAGUGUACUUGAGUUGCAAAUCAAUGACCAGCGGUUUGAAGAUGCAGAAGAAAUGGACCACGAAGAUGAUAAAAAUGACAACCCUCAUUGAUUUAGUUGAGAUGCAAAUAUUUGUUGGAUAUCUUAAUGACCCUUACGCGAUUUUGAUCUUUCUAUACUUAGUUAAGAGUUGUUGUUUUGUUAGUUGAUUGUGAUUGUGUAAUGUAAGGAUCCUCUGGAAAAGAGGUCAUCAAGCUGUGUGGUUAACUCUCAAUUAAAGAUCUGGUUAACUCUCAA